Molecule: messenger RNA, 1779 nt
Organism: Saccoglossus kowalevskii
Lineage: Eukaryota; Metazoa; Hemichordata; Enteropneusta; Harrimaniidae
Product: GPI alpha-1,2-mannosyltransferase 3-like
Biological process (GO): GPI anchor biosynthetic process
Cellular component (GO): endoplasmic reticulum membrane
Molecular function (GO): alpha-1,2-mannosyltransferase activity
Source: RefSeq, a predicted model, not a curated record
AUGUCGAUGGAUACCGAACUAAGACACCGGGCACCAGACCACGAAACAGACGAUCAUGACAUCGCAGAUCGAACUUCUGACGAGGACGAAGCCGUGGAAACGAAAGAAGCCGGCACGAUGCCUGAAGGGGCAAUCAGUGAAUAUGAAAACAUUAGACUUCAAAAAGAAUACCUAGAAAAAUUAAUCGCUGCUGAAAAAGAGAGGGGCAUGAGAACACGGUUUGUGGACAACGUCAAAUUUUCACCACCUCGUUUGAUGGGAGUGCUUUUAUUGAUACGAUCUCUCAACGUGUUCUUGAUACAGACUUUCUUUGUAGCUGACGAGUACUGGCAGUCGCUGGAGGUAGCUCAUCAAAUGGUCUUCAAAUAUGGACAUCUGACCUGGGAAUGGAAAAAUGGUAUCAGAGGAUAUACCCAUCCGUUGAUAUUUGCUGCAAUAUAUAAAAUAUUAGAAUACUAUCAAAUUGACCAUCCAAUGUUACUGAUUUUGCUGCCGAGGUUAGUGCAAGGGAUGUUAGCGGCUGCAGCUGAUGUCUACCUCUAUAAGCUGGCUCAGAGAUUGUUUGGUUCAGAAAUUGCCUACUGGGUUCUUCUAAGUUAUUUAACUUCUUGGUUUGUGUGCUACAUAUGUACAAGGACUUUGUCUAACACCAUGGAGAUGAUAUUAUUGAUCUUCGGACUUUACUACUAUGCAUGGCCUACUGACUGGAUACAUAAAGAAUAUAAAGAGAAACAAUAUCCAAAUUUUAUAUACCUAUCCAUAGCAGCAAUAUCAUUUAUCAUUCGACCAACUGCAGCGGUUGUAUGGCUGCCUUUCAUAAUGUGGCAUUUUAUAAGGUCUGAAAAUAAAGUAUGGCUUAUCUUCACGGGCUAUAUACCUGUAGGAAUAUGUGCUGCUGCAUGGUCAGCUGGGAUUGACAGAAUAUUUUAUGGCAAGUGGAUAUUUGUACAAUACAAUUUCUUCUACUACAAUUUCUUCAGCGACAUUGGCUCAAAUUAUGGCUCUCACCCUUUCUAUUGGUACAUGGUUACUGGAAUACCCAUUGUUUUGGGAACGCAUCUCAUUCCAUUGUCGUUUGGCGUCAGGAAAGCAUGGCAGGAGAAAAAGUACCGUCCAUUGUUAUAUAUUCUAUUAUGGACAGUCGUGGUUUAUAGUGUGUUCAGCCAUAAGGAGUUCCGUUUUAUGUCAUCUGUGAUACCUAUAGCAAUGCUGUUCUGUGGUAUAUCACUGCACAUGUACAGCAAGAAGAUUUCCUUUGCUUCCUUCCUGAUACUUGGUCUGUUGAUAACCAACCUGCCUGUGGCUUUGUAUUUCGGCAUGUUACAUCAACGAGGGACUAUGGAUGUCAUGCCAUACUUACAAAACAUGUGUUCCAAUGCCAAGAAUAAGAAUGAAUUGCCAUCAAUAGUGUUUUUAAUGCCGUGUCACCACACACCGUACUACAGCCACUUACAUUUCAAUGCGGCACUGAGAUUCCUGGAUUGUUCACCUAAUUUAAAGAAUAAAACCAACUACGUUGAGGAGGCUGAUAGAUUCUAUAAGAAUCCCAACAAGUGGCUGAAGACAAGAUACAGUAAACCAGGAACUCAGCCAAGUCUGUUGGUUUUCUAUACUGUCCUGAAACCAAGAAUCAAAGAAUAUUUGAUAGAGCAUAAUUACAAAGAGGGUGCAAAGUUCUUCCACACCCAUUUCCCUGAGGGCAGAGUUGGAAAGAAAGUGGUUGUGUAUCGUAAAACUUCAAAGGUGCCACCAGAAUUUGAAGACAUGAAAAAUAACUAG